This is a messenger RNA of Corythoichthys intestinalis (scribbled pipefish), 2657 nucleotides long. It is a transcript of the gene ndnfl, whose product is annotated as neuron-derived neurotrophic factor, like. The coding region runs from base 329 to 2038 and encodes 569 amino acids. The record is from RefSeq and is a predicted model, not a curated record. Gene Ontology annotation, molecular function: protein binding; heparin binding. The transcript is spliced from 6 exons. NCBI's taxonomy places the organism in Eukaryota, Metazoa, Chordata, Actinopteri, Syngnathiformes, Syngnathidae.
CUUGAUGCCAUCCCAGUGGCGGAGGAGAGUCUGCACAGCAGAGGAAACGAAUCCAACAACAUCCCUCCAGUUCCCUUCCUUUCUCCGUGCAAGGACGCCUCCGUGGUUCUUCCCACCGCGAUUGUCAUCUGAUCUGCGGGGGCACAGCGCUAACAUCUUGUUAGAGGAAAAGCUGCUUGUGUCGGUUGCGGAGACGCCGUCACUUUGAACAAAUGUGGGCCUCCUCAGGGAGGCGAAAAGUACACGCAGACCUGUAAUCAUCCAGUCUGUAAACGGACACCAAGACGUAAUCAAACACAGUGGGUGAGCAGGGAAGAAACACGGGAAAAUGGCAUUGGCAUCGCUGUACCAGUGUGUCGUCGCAGUUCUGGUGCUGUUCUGGAUUGCGUCGUUGUCCCUGGCUCAUUCAUCCUCAGCACCUGAGAACGAGGUGACUCUCCGGCCCACCGCGUGGUUGUCAGAGGGGAAAAUCACUACUGUGACACUUCCUAAAGGACGUACUCGCAGGAUGUACUUCACACUGAGGAAGGCAACUGCCCUGUCACUUACCGUCAGCCCAUGUGACUCCUCCAUUGAGUGGAGCCUGGCUGCCCGCACCCUGAAGGACAAACCUCUCAAGAGUCAGCAGUGGACCUCCAAAAAGAGCAUGCCUGAAAUGUGGUGGCGGGGUCCUGGGACUGAGGAGAAAAUACACACUUUUUCCGGCAGUGCACUGGACACCUACAGCGGUCCAGCGUCCCCCCAUGCGUCUGUCUACAUCCUGAAGCUUCACUCCAAGCAGCAGAAUACCAGAGUCACAUUAUACCUCCACCAAGGCUUGGGUCCCUCGGAUGCCUUCCCAGUUAUUCCGGCUGACCGCAAAGUACACACUUUGGGAGUGGGGAUGACAAGCGUCAGCCUCAGCUGGGCUCCCAGCUCCUCUUUAACUGGUCCUGCUCAGGACAAAUACGAUUACUGCGUACUGGUCAACUCAGAACGUAACCUGCCCAGUCUUUGUGCAGCCCAAAAGAGUGCCAGGGAGGAGAGUGAUAAAAACCGAGAGAAGAUGGAAAAGAAAAGGAGGGUGAUGGCAUGGCCAAUCCUGAAGGAAUGGUGGUGGGAGCAGUGGGAGGCGGACUUGGAGGAACAGAGUCUGUCUCCUAACGGAGCUCCUCAAUGUGUCUGUGAGGGAACAGAGAGCGUCUGCACCGUUUCUGAGCUUCUACCUGACACGCGAUACUACUUUGACGUCUUUGUGAGGGACCAGCUGAACGGGACCAGUGCGGCCUACGAAGGGACUGCCGCCCAGACUCAUGGGGAGGCCCGUCCAUCCGUCAUCACGUUGAGGGAGGGGGAACUGCGAUGGGUCACCUUCAACAAUGUGGGCCCCAGAUCUGAGCAAUUCUUCAGCUUCCGUCCCCGUGGCUCUCAGCAGAGUGGUCUCCUCACUGUGCAAAGCUGUGGCGGGGGGAGCAAAGUCAAGAUCACCGUCUCCAGUAAAGGGCGUGUGCUGACCACCCAGACAGUGGGGAAGGAGUUGGUGCAGAUUUGGCUCCAGGGAAGCCCAUCUUAUCUAAUUCACUUGGAGAGGGAAGGUAAUGCCUUGGGCAGGAACUCCAUUGCUUCCUUACCUGGAGGUCUACAGGCUUCUGUGAAAAUGCAGACCUCCUCCGCCUACCACCGGAGGGGGGUUCCAUCCCUUCCAUCCACCUUACAAGUCAAAUCCUUCAACCGCUUACGUGGGUGCAACAGUAUCACCCUAGCCUGGAUGGGCACAGAGGAGAGAAGCCUCUAUUGUGUAUACCAACGAAAGCAGGGGAGCAGACGUGAUGAGGACACCCUCAACGCAUCCUGCUUGGGACCGGAAUCCCGUUCGGACACCGAGAGGAUUCUCUGCAAGUAUUUCCAGGAGCUAAACCCGAAGCGAGCCGUCACUACGGCUGUGAUUGGGAGCCUGGAGCCGGGGACCGCUUAUGUGUUUGAUGUCUAUUUAAUGAGACGCUGGGGGAUCCCUGUCAAGUAUGCCAGCAGGGUAGUCAAAACAAGGAAGGAGUGCUGAGAUGACGCCCCCUGCAGGAAAGUUGUGGACUCAAAGUAUCCACUGUGGAGAAAAAACUGUAAAGAUUGACCAUGAGAAUGAAGUCAUUUGACUGUUGUGGGACAUAAGACAAGUAUUCCUUUUUGGAGAAUCAAUGGUUUAUCUGGCCACUUGUCUUUUUGGAAGAAUCCGCGCACCAGCAAACAUUCAUAAUAUUCAUAUUCAAUAUUUACAAUAGUAUGCUAACAUUGCUUGUCAUUGUACAUCAUGAUAAUAGCAUGGAGGCAUUCCAACUGCUCAGUUUUGUGCGUAAAAACAAGAGGCAGGUGAGGUAUGUACUGUCAGAAUACAUAUGAAAAAUGACUGUGCCAAAUAUGCAACAGAAACAGAUGGGGCAAUAAUUGGAUGACAUCUGAAACAUGUUGGAGGGGAAAGCAAGCAGUGGGAGGCGAGGGGGGAUUUGUAGUGUAUAUUUCCGGUCCAGUUUAUUGUAUAGGGGCAGCAGGAGUGCAAUCUACAGCAGCUUUGUUCAAUCUAAAAAAUGUACAUGUUUGUGUUGUGCUUGUCGCAUGAAGCGGUGGAGGAAAAAAUAAAUUGUGAAUAUAUCGUCAUUGUCGUUGAUAUUUUUGUGCUGCUAGAA